UAUGUAUUUGAGCAGAGUACUUAUAGUUUUAAUAAGCUUAUCAAGUGUUUAUACAAAAACUAAUAAUGAUAAACGAAACUUUGAUACCCGAAAAAAUAAAAGAAUACAAAAUAGAAUCGUUGGAAUUCAUAAUUAUUUUCGAUCAAAAGUUCAACCAACCGCAAGUAAUAUGUUAGCAUUGAGUUGGAGUGUUGAAGCCGCAAAUAUGGCACAAAAGCAUGCAGAUGCUUGUGAAUUUGGGAGGCAUAGUACGAUAGAAUUGCGAAAAUCGAAUAAGUUUAAACAAUGUGGUGAGAGUUUGUCUAUUUAUGAUGUACGCGAUCCACGCGCUGAUUGGUUAAAUGCAAUUAAAUUAUGGUAUGACGAAAAAUCAUUAUUCCAAUAUGGUGGUAAUUUAACAUGGCUACAACAAAACUUUCUACGAGUUGGACACUAUACAACUUUAAUGUGGGCAACAACUUCUCAUGUUGGAUGUGCUUACGCUAGAUGCUCGAAUGAUACCACUAACACGCGUAGAAAUUUUUCAUUUCAUAAUUUUGUUUGCGCUUACUGCCCGAUUGGCAAUGAUUCUGAAUAUAUCAACAAACCGUAUAAAAAAGGAAAGGCAUGCGCCGAUUGCCCAAAUCAUUGCUUUCAGAAAACUUUAUGUUUAAAUCGAUGCCCCGUGUAUAAUAAUUAUGGUCCAAAAUAUUGCAAUAAAGAAGACGGAGACUUGUUUCGUUGGUAUCCCGAUGGCUGUAAAGAUAAAUAUGUUCGAGAACAAUGCAAAGCAACUUGUCGCUGCGGUAAAAGUCGAAUAUAUUGGUAAUAUAAGAAACUGUUGUAAGUAAGCUGUUGAUAAAAAAAAUUAAGUGUUUAAUUUUCACUAAGUGAAACUACCUGCUAAAUGUUAGUAAAUCUUUAAUUUCGAAAGAUUUCAAUUUUGAAAGUUUUUACAAAUAAAAGUUUGUCUGCAGUUUUCUAAGCAUUUUCUGCCCUAGGCGAACAUUUAAAUUACCGCCCUCAAUAUUGACAAAAUAAAAUAGUAAUAAACCGGUAAUUUGCCAGAUAAUUGGCCGGGACUUAAUAAAGAUAGAAUAAAAGUUAAAAUAUGUAUAACAUUUUUACAGU
Chrysoperla carnea is the source of this 1110-nucleotide messenger RNA. RefSeq names its product cysteine-rich venom protein ENH1-like. The coding region runs from base 2 to 808 and encodes 268 amino acids. NCBI's taxonomy places the organism in Eukaryota, Metazoa, Arthropoda, Insecta, Neuroptera, Chrysopidae. The transcript has 5 exons. The record is from RefSeq and is a predicted model, not a curated record.